Messenger RNA from Cataglyphis hispanica, 2154 nucleotides. It is a transcript of the gene ICA69, whose product is annotated as islet cell autoantigen 1-like protein. Gene Ontology annotation, molecular function: protein domain specific binding. The transcript has 6 exons. The coding region runs from base 269 to 1837 and encodes 522 amino acids. NCBI's taxonomy places the organism in Eukaryota, Metazoa, Arthropoda, Insecta, Hymenoptera, Formicidae. The record is from RefSeq and is a predicted model, not a curated record. Gene Ontology annotation, biological process: regulation of transport. Gene Ontology annotation, cellular component: Golgi apparatus.
AUACACCAAGUAUAUAACAAAAAAUUAUACCAGCGCCAUCUAAACAUUUUAUAAAUCCGACUUAGCUUACAUAUCUUAUUUAUCGUGUUCUGUUCAAUCGACUGAAGAUAAGAAGCUUUACUAUCGAUUACGGUUCAGUGUUACAAAGAUUUAACGCAUUACAUGAAAUAUUGUCUGACAGAAGUUUAACAGCUGAUUCAUACAAUAUAACAGAGGUGCACCAGGUAUAUCAGGAAAUGCUUUUGAUUGCUGGGUUCAAAAGUCUAAUAUGCAUGAUGAUUCUGCUAUAACAAAGAUGCAACAUCAAUUCUGGGUGACGAAACAGGUUUUAUCUCGGAGAUUGGGAAAAAAAGAGGAUGAAUGUAUAAUUGCUUCAGAUGCUGAACUGGAUGCAAAGCUAGAAUUGUUCCGCAGUAUCCAAGAAUCUUGUUCUUACUUACAAAGAGUUAUUGACAGAUACCAAGAAAGAUUAUGUAAUUUAGCUCAAGAGGAAAAUGCAAUGGGACGUUUCUUAAAAGAUGCUGGAAAACAAGAUAAAACUCGUGCUGGCAAAAUGAUGUCAGCAGUUGGAAAAUCCUUAUCUUAUUCAGGUCAACAAAGACUUGCAUUGAGAGCUCCUUUGGGUCGAUUGUAUCAAGAAGUAGAAACAUUUAGGCAAAGAGCUAUUGAAGAUACAUUACAAAAUGUGCAAGCAAUGGAAAAAGCUCGUACAGAAUAUCGAGCUGCUCUGUCAUGGAUGAAAAAUAUUUCUCAAGAUUUAGAUCCAGAUACAUCUAAACAAGUAGAAAGAUUUAAAAAAGUUCAAGCACGUGUUAAACAGGGCAAAAUAAUUUUUGACAAUCUGGCCCUUGACUGUCUUCAGAAGGUUGACUUAUUAGCAGCGGCAAGGUGCAAUAUGUUCAGCCAUGCCUUAGUUUUAUAUCAAACCACACUCCUGAAUUUUACAAAGAAAUCUGCACAAGCAUACUCGACAAUAGCAAACAGCUUCAAAGGCUAUCAACAUUUUGAUUUCACAGUUGUACGAGAAUUGGCUGAAACUUCUAGUAAAUUGGCACAAGAAACAGGAGGUGAUGACGAUCCAGAAAAUAAGGAUAAAUUACCAUUUUUCGAUAUGGAUUAUCAUGAUGAUGUUGAAGAGGCACAAGAAGCUACUACAAAUUCAGAAAAUACCUCAGGGAAAACUAAACAAAGUGAGAAGCUCUUGGAUAUAGAAAAUGAGCCAAAGGAUAUAUUAAUACAUUUAGAUGAGACUACAAAUUCUUCGAGGAACGGAAUUGUGCAUAAUACUAAUGAUACAGAAAAUGAUAAAGGUCUUGAAGAGUUCUUUGGAAAUUUAAUCUUAGAAAAAGAUAUCUCCAAUAAUACCGGACAAUCGGUUACAAAAACAGAGGAGAAUAAUCAUUCCACAUUUAAGAAAAAUUCUGAAGAGCAGAAGUUAGCAAUGGAUAUAUUUGAAGAGUGUAAUACAAAUUUUAAUUUAACUGAUUUACCAUUGUUAUCAUCAGAAGCUCAACAGCAGCAAUCAUUAAAUUUAUUGACUUCCGAAAGUGCAGCAUUAUUCGAUGAAAUUCUGAAUGAUAAGCAACAAUGCACAAAUAAUGAUUGGGAAGGCAUAUCAAAUGAUACUUUCCUACCGCCAAAUAUUUUGAAACAGAGUUUGGGAGAUGCAGCACUAGGUAUGGGACAGAAGAGUGUCACAACUAAUAACGUGGACGACAAAAAAAAGAACAAGACUGGAAAGCAAAAAGGUAACUCAUGGUUGGACUUAUUUGCAGAAUUGGAUCCAUUGGCUAAUCCAAUGGAGAAUCUUUCUGGUGAUAGUAAUGCUUCUGCUUAAUUCAUAAUGCAUUUUAAUAAUAAUAUUACCCUGACAUUCGAAUUACUUGAUAUUUAUAACAAUAAGGAAAACUAUCAAGUUAUCAUUUAUUAUCAAUGAAUAUCAUAACACAGUGAAUGUAAUGUUUUCACUUGGUAUAAGUUUGUAUCAGUAUUACCAGUGUGUUUGUAAACUUUUAAAUUUAACAUUCCAGAUUUUUUUUUAUAUGUCAACUGUCAAGAUCAAAACUAUUUGAAUUAUAUGAAUUUUGUCAUAUAAGCUAGAGAUACAUACCAAAAAUAUAAAAUUUAAUGUUUAUUGAAUAUUAUGCUAGUCAU